UUACGAUUGGCUAUAUGGCAGUUUGGUCAAAGAUACUAUAUGCGGAUGAAAGCCAUGGAAGUAUUGUCCACCAAAUUUUCUUCUCCGUUUCUCAGCUUCGUCACAUUUCUCCCACCCACGUUCUCCUUAUCUUGACUUUCGUCAAAGGGUAUGCCAUCUCAGGACCACGAUGCUUUUCGCAUAGGCAAUCUCCCUGAGGGCCUGAAUGUCACCGUCUCGGAUGGACCACCGAACGCAUUCAAAAAUAUUAAGCAGAAUGAACUGCAACUUACCCAAGACAUCAGUAAGUUUGGUCUUGCUGGCAAGAUUUGGCAUAGUGCGUACGCUCUAGAUUUAUUUUUUUCAGAAUGGACUCAACCGCAUAUGCAACCAUCCAACCCUAUACCAGAAGAAUAUUACCUCGGACAAGCUUCAAAACCAUACCGUAUAUUAGAAUUGGGCGCUGGAACUGGCUAUGUCGGUAUCGCUCUCGCUCGCAAACUUGGCCCGGAUUGCAAAAUCUAUAUAACCGAUCUCGCAGACGUUGCACCCCUGAUCCAGCAAAAUGUCAAUGAUUAUCAAGAAAGUCUGACAGCGCAAGUAGCUGUACAACCUUUGCAUUGGGGUGAUAUUGAGCAUGGUAACAAAAUUCUCGAAGAGGGAGAACUGGACCUAGUUAUAAUUAGCGACUGCGUCUAUUUCCCAGAGUUAUUCGGUUUGUUGACGGAAACGCUACUGCAAGUGUGUUCCAAGAAUACCCAGGUCGUCAUUGGAUACAAGAGCAGGUCAUUGGAAAAGGAGACUGGCUUUUGGCAGGAUUUUUUUGGUCGCUAUUUCGAAUAUGAACCUGUAAGGAACAUCUCUCCACCGUCCACUGAUUCUGAUAGCGAUGACGAUGAAACUGUAGAAGAAAUAUUCGGCCAGGAAGAGGAUUUGUACGUCUUCAUAGGGAAGAAACGCCCGGCAAACGAGUACAAAAAAGCUGAUGAUACUUUUACAACCCUGCUGUUCUGUACUAUGAAUAUAUAAUAUAUAAUGAAUUUACCAAGUAUAUAUUUGAUUUGCCGCCUACCUUUCUGCAACGCGAACAAUGGGGAGGGGGGUGAAACCGCCAGGAGCCUUGACAAAG
Messenger RNA from Umbelopsis ramanniana AG, 1108 nucleotides. RefSeq lists its product as uncharacterized. The record is from RefSeq and is a predicted model, not a curated record. Bases 151 to 1008 code for a protein of 285 amino acids. NCBI's taxonomy places the organism in Eukaryota, Fungi, Mucoromycota, Umbelopsidomycetes, Umbelopsidales, Umbelopsidaceae. The transcript has 2 exons. Gene Ontology annotation, molecular function: protein-lysine N-methyltransferase activity. Gene Ontology annotation, biological process: peptidyl-lysine methylation. Gene Ontology annotation, cellular component: cytoplasm.